UUUUCCUCUUCCUCCUUUCUACCUGCUUCCUCCUUCUCUCGCUCCUUCACGGCUGGUCCUUUCCACCCUCUCCUCCUUCUCAAACCUCAGCCGCUCACCCCCUGCCCUUCUCCAUUCCUCCUCCCUCCUCUUUAUCCUUUCCUUCCUUCUCUCCCUCCUUUCUCCUCCUCUUGCCACCCGUUCCCCAGCCUUCCUGCCCAUCUCAUCCUUUCCUUCUCUCCCUAGCCGUCAUUCUCUUGCCCACUGCUGCCCCUUCUUGACCUCCCAGCCUCUGCAGCCAGCCCCAUACCUCCUCCAACCAACCCCCCCUCUGCUAGAUCUUUCUGCCUGCAAUUCUCGCCCCCUUUCUCCCCUCCUUUCCUGCCCCUUCCUUACCACCCCUCUCCCAGGAUGGCUCUGGUGGUGACCCCCUGGCAGGAAGAGCUUCCUGGCGUUCCACCGGGGGUCCCGCCGCAGCUGCCAGCCCCAGCCCCCCAGGAGCCCAGCGGGGGCAGCAGCGGGGAGGGCAAGGCGUCGGCGUCGGCCGUGGACUGUCUGGUGUGUGGGGACAAGGCCAGCGGGAAGCACUACGGCCAGUUCACCUGCGAGGGCUGCAAGAGCUUCUUCAAGCGCUCCGUGCGCCGCAACCUCAGCUACACCUGCCGUGCCAGCCGCCAGUGCCCCGUCGACCAACACCACCGCAACCAGUGCCAGCACUGCCGUCUCACCAAGUGCCUCAAGGUCGGCAUGCGCCGUGAAGCCGUGCAACGGGGGCGCAUGGCUCCUGCGCAGCCCAGCCCGGGCCAGUACCCCUUCGCCAACGGAGACCCCUACAAUUGCCACUCCUACCUGACGGGCUUCAUCUCCCUCCUCCUCCGGGCAGAGCCCUACCCCACUUCCCGCUAUGGGGCCCAGUGCCUGCAGCCCAACAACAUCAUGGGCAUCGAGAACAUCUGUGAGCUGGCUGCCCGCCUCCUCUUCAGCGCCAUCGAGUGGGCCAAGAACAUCCCCUUCUUCCCGGACUUUCAGCUGGCUGACCAGGUCUGCCUUCUGCGUAUGACCUGGAGUGAGCUCUUUGUCCUCAACGCCGCCCAGUGCUCCAUGCCUCUCCACGUGGCUCCCCUCCUGGCCGCUGCUGGCCUCCACGCCUCGCCCAUGUCCGCCGACCGCGUGGUGGCCUUCAUGGACCACAUCCGCGUCUUCCAGGAGCAGGUAGAGAAGCUGAAGGCUCUGCACGUCGACUCGGCCGAGUACUCCUGCCUGAAGGCCAUUGUCCUCUUCACCCCAGAUGCGGUGGGGCUGACGGACUUGUGCCACGUGGAGAACGUCCAGGAGAAGUCCCAGUGUGCCUUGGAAGAGUACGUCCGGAACCAGUACCCCAACCAGCCCAGCCGAUUUGGGCGCCUCCUCCUUCGCCUCCCCUCUCUGCGCAUCGUCUCCGCCCCUGUGAUUGAGCAACUCUUCUUUGUGCGCUUGGUAGGCAAGACCCCCAUCGAGACGCUGAUUAGAGACAUGCUCCUUUCAGGGUCCAGCUUCAACUGGCCCUACAUCUCCAUGCAGUGAAAGCAGCCGGGGGUUGGAGGCCGUGACUGUUGCCUUUGCCCCCCAAACUGGGCGAUGGGGGCCUGGUUGGUGCGCAGACAGCGGUGGGCUGUCGCUCAGGGAGACAGAGCGUCUCACCUGUGCUCCCUCCAAAAUGGCGGCCCUCGAGACAACCAGGAAGUGACAUCAAGGAGGUGGAGCUUGAGGGCACUUUCCCGGUUUCUUCUUCUUGGGAGUGACUUUGGACAAGCAAUCCCUGCCCUUCCAUAUUUAUAUCACAGACAAAACAAAAUGUCGGCAGUAUUCUUAAAAUGAGCUUGAUCCCUGGAUGGUUAUUUUUUAAAAUGUGCUUUGUCUACAAGAAUGUCCUUGUCCCUCAAGGAAUUAUAAUGGAACAAGGUCAUUCUGGAUCAAGAACCUGAGAUCUUUCAUUGUCCCAUUUCUAAGAGAUUUCUAUAAACUUCAUUGGUGGGUUUGCCUUGGGCCCACCUUCUCAACUGGUGAAUGUUUUGUUGACAGCGUGUUGGCGACUAGAGGCCAAGGUGAAGGUUUGCAGUGGAUUGCGAUACAAACUUGGCGAUGCGCAAAAACACGUGUGGCUUGCUGAGCCUCAAUUGUGCAACGGCACCUCAAACAAUCUUUCACCUUCCCUUUUGCGUUUGUGCAUAAAUGUGUAACAAGGGAGAAAAGGGCUGGGGCAAUUGGGAAAAAAAGACUUGCCUCUUCAGACCGAUCAAAAAGAAAAGACUUGCCUCCUCAGCCUGCUUUUCUUUUCUUUUUAUAACAAGGACUUUCUUCUUCAGGCCAAUAUGUGUGAAAGUGUCCUUUACAAUACUGCAAAAAGCCUGCAUAUCUUCCAAGACUCCUUCCCUGUGGGCCUUUACAGCCUAGGGAACUGUCUACAAUCUAUGAUGUUUGGGAGUGAUGUUGGCUAUCAUACCCUAGACAUGAACUGAAGCGGAAGAGAUACAGAAAAAAAAUGAACAAACCCAGAAUUGGAGUCAGGGGCAGUUGAUUCCAUUCAUGUGCAAAAAAGAGGAGAUAGACAGGGGCGAGAAUUCUUUUUCUUUUUUAAUCUAAAGGAGGGGCAAAAUGAUUUGGAAUGUCUCUAACCUGGAGGGGGAAACAUGCUAUUUAUAAAAUAAAAUAAACUCAGAUUAUAUCCUA
This is a messenger RNA of Podarcis raffonei (Aeolian wall lizard), 2688 nucleotides long. RefSeq names its product COUP transcription factor 2-like. The record is from RefSeq and is a predicted model, not a curated record. Gene Ontology annotation, molecular function: nuclear receptor activity; RNA polymerase II cis-regulatory region sequence-specific DNA binding; zinc ion binding. The coding region runs from base 391 to 1542 and encodes 383 amino acids. Gene Ontology annotation, biological process: regulation of transcription by RNA polymerase II; cell differentiation; anatomical structure development. Lineage: Eukaryota; Metazoa; Chordata; Lepidosauria; Squamata; Lacertidae. The transcript is spliced from 3 exons.